GGGGGCCCGCCGGCUGCAAGCAGGGUCCGUGAGGUCUCCGCGGCGCACAUCGGCUGAAGGAGGGCCUUGGCGGCUUCGGCGGCGACUUUGGCGUCCGUGACAGGGCGCCCCGGGGUCAGGAUGCGGCGGAGCCCCCGACCGGGCUCGGCGGCGUCCUCGCAUAAGCACACGCCUAACUUCUACAGCGACAACAGCAAUAGCUCACUGAAUGCCACCUCGGAGGACAGCAGCGGGCACCGGUCAGCUAGGCCGGGGCCCGGGGAGCCCGAGGGCAGAAGAGCCCGGGGCUCGAGCUGCGGUGAGCCCGCCUUGAGCGCAGGAGUGCCCGGAGGAACCACACGGGCUGGAAGCUCUCGGCAGAAGCCGGCGCCUCGGAGCCACAAAGGGCAGACCGCCUGUGGCGCGGCAACCGUGAGGGGCGGGGCCUCGGAACUGGCUGGCUCUCCCGUAGUCUCUGAGGAGCAGUUCGACCUUCUCCCGACCGUGGAUCUGAGGCAGGAGAUGCCUCCACCGCGCGUGUCCAAGAGCUUCUUGAGCCUGCUGCUCCAGGUGCUGAGCGUGUUGUUGUCCCUGGGAGGAGACGUGCUGGUCAUUGUGUACAGGGAGGUCUGUUCCAUCCGCUUCCUGCUCACGGCCAUGUCACUGCUGAGCCUCUUUCUGGCAGCACUCUGGUGGGGGCUGCUGUACCUGGUUCCGCCUUUGGAGAAUGAACCUAAGGAGAUGCUGACUCUAAGAGAGUACCACGAGCGCGUGCACUCCCAAGGGCAGCAGCUGCAGCAGCUCCAGGCCGAGUUGGACAAACUGCACAAGGAGGUGUCCAGCGUUCGCGCAGCCAACAGCGAGAGAGUGGCCAAGCUCGUAUUCCAGAGAUUGAAUGAAGACUUUGUGAGGAAACCUGACUAUGCGCUGAGCUCUGUGGGAGCCUCCAUCGACCUAGAGAAAACAUCACACGACUAUGAGGUUGCGAACACUGCCUACUUCUGGAAUCGCUUCAGCUUCUGGAACUACGCUCGGCCGCCAACAGUUAUCCUGGAGCCAGGUGUGUUCCCUGGGAAUUGCUGGGCUUUUGAGGGCGACCAGGGCCAGGUCGUGAUCCGGCUACCGGGUCGUGUGCAACUGAGUGACAUCACCCUGCAGCACCCACCGCCCAGUGUGGCACACACUGGGGGAGCCAACAGCGCCCCCCGCGACUUCGCAGUCUAUGGCCUCCAGGUUGAUGAUGAGACUGAAGUUUUCUUGGGGAAAUUCACCUUCGAUGUGGAGAAAUCAGAGAUUCAGACUUUCCACUUACAGAAUGACCCCCCAGCUGCCUUUCCCAAGGUGAAGAUCCAGAUUCUAAGCAACUGGGGCCACCCCCGUUUCACAUGCUUGUAUCGAGUCCGAGCCCAUGGCAUGCGAACUUCAGAGGGGGUAGGGGACAGUGCCACAGGGGAACCCCAUUAAACAUGUUGAUUGUUGGAGUAGA
Hyaena hyaena (striped hyena) is the source of this 1465-nucleotide messenger RNA. RefSeq names its product sperm associated antigen 4 (gene SPAG4). The record is from RefSeq and is a predicted model, not a curated record. Gene Ontology annotation, biological process: nuclear envelope organization. NCBI's taxonomy places the organism in Eukaryota, Metazoa, Chordata, Mammalia, Carnivora, Hyaenidae. Gene Ontology annotation, cellular component: nuclear envelope; meiotic nuclear membrane microtubule tethering complex. The coding region runs from base 121 to 1443 and encodes 440 amino acids. Gene Ontology annotation, molecular function: protein-membrane adaptor activity. The transcript is spliced from 12 exons.